UAAAACUCAAGGUAACGAAUAGGCGCAGCACUGCUUAUCGGUUUUGCCACCCUCCUCAGCAGCUUUGCAGCUGCGCAUGCUGGAACUAGGGGCAUGCGGUCCUUCGGUUGCGCAGCUGUCCUCCGCAGUCGCGAAGCGCGGCGGGGCGGGGAAGUUAUGCUCCUCAGUAAUUUUUAUUAAGUAGUACACUCACUGCCCUCAGCGACUAGCCCUAGUCCGUAUUUCAUGCUCUGCUUCGCGCUUCGCAGCAUAGGACCGCAUGCACGAGCUACGCACACCUGCUUCGCAAACACGCAAGGGCUUAUGGUUUGCUUUAGCAACUGCACCCGCCUUCUAUCCAUACGCUCCGCAGGGCGCAGUGCUGCGGGCCGCAGGAGCGAAGCGCGGGCAGCAGGGAGGCCAGCGCAGGUCGCUGGAGGGAGGCAGCAGGAAAGCGCGAGAAGGGCCUGCCCUGCAUCGCGAAGCGCGCGCUGCUGCAUGCGCUAAUUUGUUUAACAAAUUAACUGCCCUCCUUUAGGUUAACCUUUAACUUUAUGAAGCCUGUUAUUAAACAUUAAACUAUAUG
This is a messenger RNA of Mycena citricolor, 565 nucleotides long. The record is from the annotation of a GenBank genome assembly. Lineage: Eukaryota; Fungi; Basidiomycota; Agaricomycetes; Agaricales; Mycenaceae.